AGCAGCAGCAGUGGGAUGUGUACCUGGAGGUGCCUCAUCCUUUGGGCUGUGCUGGUCACAGCCACACUCUCCACUGCCAGGCCGGCGCCCACCUUGCCUGACCAAGCCCUGCCCAAAGCACAAAUCGAAGUGGAGUCCUACUCAGCCCACCCUGGGGACCUCCUCCAGCUGCGCUGCCGGCUGAGGGAUGACGUCCAGAGCAUCAACUGGGUGCGGGACGGCGUCCAGCUGGAGGAGAACAACCGGACACGCAUCACUGGGGAGGAGGUAGAGGUCAGGGACGCGGUGCCCGAGGACUCAGGGCUCUAUGCCUGCAUGACCAACAGCCCCUCGGGGAGCGAGACCACCUACUUCUCCGUCAACGUCUCAGACGCUCUCCCCUCUGCUGAAGAUGAUGAUGAUGAAGAUGAUUCCUCUUCGGAGGAGAAGGAGGCUGAUAACACCAAGCCCAACCAGGCCAUUGCUCCCUACUGGACCUAUCCUGAGAAGAUGGAGAAGAAGCUCCAUGCUGUCCCUGCUGCCAAAACGGUGAAGUUCAAAUGUCCCUCAAGUGGGACUCCCAACCCCACCCUGCGCUGGCUGAAGAACGGCAAAGAGUUCAAACCCGACCACCGCAUCGGGGGGUACAAGGUCCGCUAUGCCACCUGGAGCAUCAUCAUGGACUCGGUGGUGCCAUCUGAUAAGGGCAACUACACCUGCAUCGUGGAGAACAAGUAUGGCAGCAUCAACCACACCUACCAGCUGGAUGUUGUGGAGCGCUCCCCACACCGACCCAUCCUGCAGGCAGGGCUCCCUGCCAACAAGACUGUGGCCCUGGGCAGCAAUGUGGAGUUUGUCUGCAAGGUCUACAGCGACCCCCAGCCCCACAUCCAGUGGCUGAAGCACAUCGAGGUGAAUGGCAGCAAGAUCGGCCCUGACAACCUGCCCUACGUGCAGAUCCUGAAGCACUCGGGGAUUAAUAGCUCAGAUGCGGAGGUGCUGACCCUGUAUAAUGUGACAGAGGCGGAGAGCGGGGAGUAUGUUUGUAAGGUUUCCAAUUAUAUUGGUGAAGCCAACCAGUCUGCGUGGCUCACUGUCACCAGACCCCUGGCACAAGCUAUUGAGGACACCCCUGCCAUGAUGACUUCCCCUCUCUACCUGGAGAUCAUCAUCUACUGCACCGGGGCCUUCCUCAUUUGCUGCAUGGUGGUGACCGUCAUCAUCUACAAGAUGAAGAGCACCACCAAGAAGUCAGACUUCAACAGCCAGCUGGCUGUGCACAAGCUGGCCAAGAGCAUCCCCCUGCGCAGACAGGUAACAGAAAGUAGAGAGGGGGUGUCUGCUGACUCCAGCUCCUCCAUGAACUCUGGCGUGAUGCUGGUGCGGCCCUCGCGCCUCUCCUCCAGCGGCACCCCCAUGCUGGCAGGGGUCUCCGAGUACGAGCUGCCCGAGGACCCCCGCUGGGAGCUGCCCCGCGACAGGCUGAUCCUGGGCAAGCCCCUGGGGGAAGGCUGCUUCGGGCAGGUGGUGCUGGCAGAAGCCAUUGGGCUCGACAAGGACAAACCAAACCGAGUGACCAAGGUGGCAGUGAAGAUGCUCAAGGCUGACGCCACAGAGAAGGACUUGUCCGACCUCAUCUCCGAGAUGGAGAUGAUGAAGAUGAUUGGCAAGCACAAGAACAUCAUCAACCUGCUGGGGGCCUGCACACAGGAUGGACCUCUCUACGUGAUCGUGGAGUAUGCCAGCAAGGGCAACCUGCGGGAGUACCUGCAGGCACGGCGGCCCCCGGGCAUGGAGUACUGCUACAACCCCACCAGAGUCCCUGAGGAGCAGCUCUCCUUUAAGGACCUGGUCUCCUGUGCCUACCAGGUGGCAAGAGGCAUGGAGUACCUGGCCUCCAAGAAGUGCAUCCACAGGGACCUGGCAGCCAGGAACGUCCUGGUGACCGAGGACAACGUGAUGAAGAUCGCUGACUUCGGGCUGGCCAGGGACAUCCACCACAUUGAUUACUACAAGAAGACCACAAACGGUCGCUUGCCAGUGAAGUGGAUGGCCCCAGAGGCUCUCUUUGACCGCAUCUACACCCACCAGAGCGAUGUGUGGUCCUUUGGUGUGCUGCUGUGGGAGAUCUUCACCCUGGGGGGCUCUCCCUACCCUGGGGUGCCUGUCGAGGAGCUCUUCAAGCUGCUGAAGGAGGGUCACAGGAUGGACAAACCCAGCAACUGCACCAAUGAGCUGUACAUGAUGAUGAGGGACUGCUGGCACGCUGUGCCCUCCCAGAGACCAACCUUCAAGCAGCUGGUGGAGGACCUGGACAGGAUCGUGGCCAUGACCUCCAACCAGGAGUACCUGGACCUCUCCAUGCCCCUGGACCAGUACUCCCCUGGCUUCCCGGACACUCGCAGCUCCACCUGCUCCUCGGGGGAGGACUCUGUCUUCUCCCACGACCCCCUGCCCGACGAGCCCUGCCUGCCCAGGCUGCCCUCUCAGCACACCAGCGGCGGACUGAAGCGACACUGA
Indicator indicator is the source of this 2499-nucleotide messenger RNA. RefSeq names its product fibroblast growth factor receptor 1 (gene FGFR1). Gene Ontology annotation, cellular component: membrane; signaling receptor complex. Gene Ontology annotation, biological process: positive regulation of cell population proliferation; multicellular organism development; fibroblast growth factor receptor signaling pathway. Gene Ontology annotation, molecular function: ATP binding; fibroblast growth factor binding; fibroblast growth factor receptor activity. The record is from RefSeq and is a predicted model, not a curated record. The transcript has 17 exons. Lineage: Eukaryota; Metazoa; Chordata; Aves; Piciformes; Indicatoridae. The coding region runs from base 16 to 2499 and encodes 827 amino acids.